AUGGACUCUUUCGUUAUCAAGACGCCUUCAUCGAGCGCCAACAUUGGCCCUGGCUUCGACGUCAUUGGCCUCGCGCUCUCCAUCUACCUUGAGCUCCACGUUACUGUUGACCGAACAAAGACGUCUUCGGAUGAGCCGCUGAACUGCAAGGUCACCUACGAGGGCCAAGGUGAGGAUUCUGGAGACAUCGACUUGGACCCGCAAAAGAAUCUUAUCACCCGGGUUGCGCUCUAUGUCCUGCGCUGUCAUGGACAGAGGUCGUUCCCAGUCGAGACGCAUGUGCACAUCAAGAAUCCCAUACCUCUGGGCAGAGGACUGGGCAGCUCAGGAGCAGCCGUUGUCGCGGGCGUGGUGCUGGGCAAGGAGGUGGGAGGGCUGAGCCAUCUGACGGAUGAACGUCUAUUCGACUACUGUCUCAUGAUCGAGAGGCAUCCCGACAACGUGGGCGCUGCCUUGUUCGGUGGCUUUGUCGGCACCUACCUCAAGCCCCUGAGCCCCGAGGACACAGCUCGCACCGAGAUCCCUCUGAGUGAGGUACUGCCAGCACCCGCUGGCGGCGUCGACACGGGCGAGACACCCCCUGAUCCGCCCCACGGCAUCGGGCAUCACAUCAAGUUCCCCUGGACCAAGGAGAUCAAGGCCAUCGCCAUCAUCCCCGACUUUGUCGUCCCCACACACGAGGCCCGCGAGGUACUGCCUGAGAAGUACGUGCGGCCCGAUGUCGUCUUCAACCUGCAGCGCAUAGCUUUGUUGCCGGUAGCGCUGGGACAGUCGCCACCGGACCCAGAACUCAUCCAUCUCGCGAUGCAGGACAAGAUUCAUCAACCGUACCGCCAAUUGCUGAUUCCAGGUCUCAAUGAGAUUGUGGAGAGCAUGUCGCCCAAGAAGGAUCCUGGAUUCCUGGGUGUAUGCUUGUCCGGCGCAGGCCCCACGAUUCUGGCAUUGGCUACGCACGAUUUUGAGAACAUUGCUGAGAAGAUCAUCGCCAAAUUGAGAGAGUUCAACGAUGACAAGAAUCUCAAGUGCGAAUGGCAGGUGCUGGAGCCCGCAGAGGGUACCAAGGUUAUCAGGGCCUGA
This is a messenger RNA of Emericellopsis cladophorae, 1077 nucleotides long. Its product is annotated as Homoserine kinase-like protein. The transcript has 2 exons. Gene Ontology annotation, molecular function: ATP binding; homoserine kinase activity. The record is from RefSeq and is a predicted model, not a curated record. Gene Ontology annotation, biological process: L-threonine metabolic process. The coding region runs from base 1 to 1077 and encodes 358 amino acids. Lineage: Eukaryota; Fungi; Ascomycota; Sordariomycetes; Hypocreales; Bionectriaceae.